Electrophorus electricus (electric eel) is the source of this 1560-nucleotide messenger RNA. Lineage: Eukaryota; Metazoa; Chordata; Actinopteri; Gymnotiformes; Gymnotidae. The record is from RefSeq and is a predicted model, not a curated record.
UGUCAGAGACACAUCAAAAGGAAUCCUCAAUACUGUCCAUGUCCCAGCAUCUCUGAAACCUCAUCCACGCUUUCCAGGGUACAAGCGAAACGCUUCACAAAUGGCCACUCACUCAAGGACACCAGACCCAGAGGUAGAAGAGGACUUCGAUUGCCCCGUCUGCCAGGAUGUCCUGAGGAUGCCUGUCCGCACCAAGAACUGCCAGCACGUCUUCUGCAGGAGCUGUCUGGAGACAGCGGUGAGGACCCGGGGGCCCCGAUGCCCUCUGUGCCGGGGCCCCGUGGAAGAGACGUGGCGCAGGGCUGCCGACGUCCAGCAGAGGAUGAGGACAAGGAAGGGCACCUGCAGGGCCUGUGGAGCAGAGAAAUUUUUCAGCAAAAUGCAACUCCACUAUAAGACCUGCAGGAAGUACAUAGAGGAAUAUGGUGCUAAUGCCACACCACCUACCAACAUUCCUGUCCAGACCCCUGUCCAGAUCCCUAUCCUGAGUCCUGUCCAGACCCCUGUCCAGAUCCCUAUCCUGAGUCCUGUCCUGCGUCCUGUCUGGACCCCUGUACUUCUGCUCUGCAGUGGAUGUCCCUACACCACUGUCCCAGCACCUUCAAACAGUGGAGGGAGAGCGUACUCGUGCCCAUACUGCCCCCUGGUGGGCCUGACAGACAUUGCGCUGGUGCAGCACUGCUUGAGGCAGCACUCUGCAGAAGCUGCUCCAACUGUGUGUCCGAUCUGCGCACGGAUGCCGUGGGGGAACACUGGUUACUAUAGCCCUAACCUCAUUGGACACAUGCUCCGGAGACACUGCUUCAGCUACGCCAGAUACAUGGAUGAAGAGGAGGAUGAAGACUUGCAGCUUUGCCGGGCUUUGCAGAUGUCCAUCCACGAAUUUUGAGAAGAUAAAUAGAUAAAUGUUGAUUGGCCUCUCCUGCGCUCUGUAGCUGACAUCUGUUCUUUAAGCCGUUCUUGUUCUGUCCUUCAGUGGUUAACAGAUGAUGCCAAUAUCGCUAAUAACUAUCAAAAAAAAAAAAAAAAAGACUUUGUCUUUGUUUUCUCAGUGUAAUUUUUUACACUAUGAAUCAAAUGUUGAUAUCUAAAGCUUCUCAAAGCCUCAGGCAGGAAUCACAGAACCCUGAAGGUCAGUCUUUAGUAUUUCAGAGGUCAAAGCUCAACUGAGGUCAGAGCUCAAGGUCAGAGCUCAACUGAGGUCAGAGCUCAAGGUCAGCGCUGUACUGUUGUCUCAUGCGGAUUUUAAGGGGAAAUGAUGUAUGUAGCAACAGUGCAAUGAAAGUACUAUAGAAAGGCAAUUUUUUUUUUUUGUAAUUCAAUCUGAAAUCUGUAACUGUGUUUGAAGUGUUUUUGUAUACUGGAUAUUACACCAAAGUCUAAUGUGAGAGGUAUAUGUUUCAAAUAAAUAAAUGGUUAGUGAAACAUCCUGAAAGAUGUAAUACAUGAAUACAAGCAGGACAGAAUUGGUUACAUAUUUUACAAAUGCAGAUAUCCACAAAACAACCUGUAAAAUUUGUAUCUUGUAGUCAACAAAAAUAAAUCUGUGAGUCUUCCUUA